CUCCACUGUUGCUGGCUCAGAUAUACAGCCUGAUAGUCCCGGUAGCUCUACGUGCGGUGGCUUUGAUGAGCACAAUCCCCGCCGACACAGUCUUCUUCGACUCAGUUAGUCGAGGAACCGGUAAUUCAUCCAUGGUCAGCCUUACAUAUAGCUACGGGAUAACUGGUACUGAUUUUGGCCUCCAACGGACACCUGAUUUGCAAUUCAACGUCACUGGCUCCUGUUUCACAGACUAUUCGUGGUAUACCGGACCGCAGGAUUCAGGGAAUAUUCAGACAGACGGUUAUAAGGCAUAUAACGAUUCAUCCCAAAUAGAAACCAUCACCUCAGAGGCUCAAGGGCCGCCAUAUGUCAAACAGGUUAUAGCACCCAUCUCUGAUGAUAGUGCUUCAAAUACGAGUUUCGGAUUGAUCGUGACCUCCUUUGGUCGAUACAGUUUUACGCCUAGUAACGACCCCUGGUACCUUACGGAGCAUUCUGGUUCUAACCCUGUGGACUACGCGUAUACAAUAAGCCGUGGCCGUCCUGGGCUAUCCUGUUGGGAAAAUGCUACCUGGACUUACCAAGGAAGCACGUCGGCAACUGAGUCUCUAAACAGUUUGACACAUGGAGAUCUCUCAAGUCCUCUUACUCAGACUUUCCAACAGUAUCUGUUUCAGCCAAUGGUUUUGACCCUAAGUGGACUGCUGGGUCGUUCGGCCCUGGCAUCUUCAACUUUGACCGUCUCCCAGGCAUUGAAUGCCGAGCUUUGCAGUAUUGAAAAUGAUAUUUCUCGUCUAGUUAAUAUAGCCUACUUAAUGACCCGAAACAUUUUAAGUGAUUCAACUUUAAUCAGCCCUCUCGGACGAGAUAACAUCACGAAUCUGGUUCGCUCAGCAGACCAACGAACCGUGCUCCCAGGGGCUGACGAAUUUGUGGUGUCUGGCCCGGACAUUAUGACACUCUCCGUGCGUGAUCUGAUUCUGAUACCUACUCUUCUAGGUGGAGUUGUGUGUCUCGUUAUUAUCUUUGCGAACCUUCCAGGUCGUUGGCGGUUGACCAACGAUUUGAAUGCGGUGAAGUUACAGAAGUUGAAAAGGAAAGCAAAACAUCAAAAUGCAGCCAGUGAGAGUAAAUCACACGAAAAGGAGCUAGAAGUACCGAGAGAUGAGGAAUCUUUAACCACGAAGGACGCGAUCGAUGUGCAAUAAAUGGACACUCCAGGCUGAAUAAUCGAAUUUUUUGUAUUCUGUUCUACGAAGUUGUCUAAAACCCAGUGCAAACCCAGUGCUUUCCUUGCUGAGAAACAGGUGAACACAUAUGUAGCUAAUUUUGAAG
This is a messenger RNA of Talaromyces proteolyticus, 1317 nucleotides long. RefSeq lists its product as uncharacterized. The coding region runs from base 66 to 1190 and encodes 374 amino acids. NCBI's taxonomy places the organism in Eukaryota, Fungi, Ascomycota, Eurotiomycetes, Eurotiales, Trichocomaceae. The transcript has 2 exons. The record is from RefSeq and is a predicted model, not a curated record.